Sitophilus oryzae (rice weevil) is the source of this 1256-nucleotide messenger RNA. RefSeq names its product interferon-inducible double-stranded RNA-dependent protein kinase activator A homolog. NCBI's taxonomy places the organism in Eukaryota, Metazoa, Arthropoda, Insecta, Coleoptera, Curculionidae. The transcript has 5 exons. The record is from RefSeq and is a predicted model, not a curated record. Bases 273 to 1145 code for a protein of 290 amino acids.
AAGCAAUUACAAAAUUGCCCUCUGGUGGAUUAUUUUUGAGACAGUCCUUCUUGGGAUCAGAAAUCCACGUCAUUGCUGUGCGUCAUUGCACAGAAUAUACUAACGAAACGUCAUUGUUUCCUGUGAAUCCCUGAAGUGCGAGGUUCCAAAGCGACCUAUAAAAGACGUGUUCGUGCGGUACCACUUGCAGACGGUGUAUGGUCUUCGGAGUAACUUAAAUAUUCUCUUCUGUGACUUAAAUUUGAUAAUUUAUAACUAAAUAUCCGCCUAAAAUGAAUACCAAAACUCCGGUUUCAGUUUUGGAAGAAUAUUUGGUGUCUAAGGGGCAUCCCAGGGCCUCGUAUGAAUUCAAUGGGACUGGGGCAUCCCAUUGUCCCUCUUUUACAUGUUCUGUGAAUGCUGGGGGGCAUAGUGCCGAGGGAAAAGGAACUACCAAGAAGGAUGCUAAACACGAUGCUGCCAAAAAUGUGUUGCAACUAUUCCAAAUUCAGAUGAACAAUAAUAAUACAGAGUUGCCCAAUAUCUGUAUGAUGCCGGUAAAACAGAAAUCGGAGGCUAUCGAUCCUUUCAUAAACUACGUGGGAAUGUUGAACGAAAAAGCUGCAGCUGCCAGACUUGCUCUACCUCAAUAUGAAGACUGUAUCUCUACCCAGAAUGGCCAAUUCGUCUUUAAAUGUCACUUCAACCAAAUGGAAUCUUCCGGCUGUGGCAGUAACAAAAAAUACGCCAAGCAACAAGCGGCAAAAGAAAUGUUUGCCAAGAUACAGAAUGUUCCAUUUAGUGUGCCCAAUAGUGAAAUGCCAUCAAAAGAAAUUUUCGUACCCAACGAAAAAAAUACACACGAAGCUAUUUCAAAAUACUUACUUUUAAUGGAAAACUUGCAGAUUCUCCCAAACGACGAUUGUAUAGAAGAAUUGAACGAUGACAUUAAGACUUGGGACGACCUAAUUUCUGCACUAGAUCAAAGGAAAAUUUCUCACGAACUGGGAAUAUUUCAGCGAAAUCCCACAAUUUGGUCGUUCAAAAUCAGGGAACACGUUUUAUUAGCCACUGGAAAUGACGAGAACCAUGCCAAAUUGAAAAUAAUGUCCAAAGUGAGAAGCAUGCUGAAAAGCGGUUUAAGCUUUACGUCAAUGGAGUACUAGUUAUUUUUAAUACCGGGUGCGUCUCAAAAGUGGCUCACCCGUAUAACUUUUUUAUCUUUUUUUCAGAGAAAAAUCGAGAUUCGGUAUAUUAAUAUAUGACAUAAAUUAGGA